AUGGCGACACGGCUAGCGUCUCAUUACCCUGACACAAUUGAUGACGACACGAAGCAGAUGCGCGUUCCGACAGCGACAGCGACCGCUGUCGUUCUCGGCUUCUUUGGUCAUCUCUGCGAACCUGCUCACAUGAGCGAUCGCGAUUCUGUCUCGACAAAACUACACCGCGUACUGGAGGGCUACGACAAAACCAUCAACAGCCUGAAACAGCGUGGGUUAAUGAAGAUCAAUGAAGGAAAGCAGGAUCUGAAGGCUGGUGGGUUCGGAGCCGUGGCAUUUAUGUUGAUGACUCUCAAACCUGUGAAGAAGGGCCAGAAGUGGUGUAUAAUGUCGUUCGGGUGGCGUUUUUUUCGUGGUUAUGUGGAACUUGAUGCCGGUCUUGUUGUGGAAGAACAAGGGCACAAAGGGGACCAAACGGGGACUGAAAAUUUCUGCAAACACGUGUAUGCAAACCCGUACGAGCCUUCAAAGGGCACUAUACUUGCUCUCGCCGUGCAUUUAUUUUCCUGUCCAGAACGUUGUCGGUUGCUGCGUCGCGUAAUUAAGUCUUUUAACGAAGAGGGGUCGCGCGUACUGGGCUGUGCUCCUGCUGACAUCGGCACCCACAGUCAGCGCAAAGGCGGUAGUUCUUAUGCGCUGGGGCGACUGAAGAACAGGUAUACACAUUUCGGGGAGGGAGCUGACCAACUGAGAAUGAUAGCGGGAUUGCCGUUUGAUUCGGAGCGAUUUGACUCGACUAUCCUAUUUAUGCUGGCCUCUCUUAUUCACCACGAACAAUAUCUUCGUCACGCGCUGUGUCCACAGCAUCCGAUCUUCAAAGCAAGAGUUUUUUCAGCCAAUAGGCUCCUUCAAGUGCAGCGUGGUGCUACCAUCCUAGUUAUUGGUACGUCACCGGUGUGUGGAUUAAAGGCGACUGGAAUUCCAGCACAUCUUGCUACCGUUAAGCAAGUAAAUGAUUUACGAGACCACGUGGCCAGUCUACAUUCCGAUAUUGACGAUCUCAAGACCGGAAUUGCGCAGAAGCUACCAAAUGAGGUUGCUAUGAAAGUUUAUAGCGAGUUGCGGCAGCACUUUUGUGAUGAAUGGUGUCGCUCACGUUCCCUGAGAGAUCUUGAGCGAAGGAUUGACGAUCUUCGAGCCAAUAUGGCUGCUGAAUUUCGAUCCAUUUUUAGUGCGAAUUAA
Messenger RNA from Phytophthora sojae, 1182 nucleotides. RefSeq lists its product as hypothetical. Bases 1 to 1182 code for a protein of 393 amino acids. The record is from RefSeq and is a predicted model, not a curated record. The transcript has 6 exons. NCBI's taxonomy places the organism in Eukaryota, Oomycota, Peronosporomycetes, Peronosporales, Peronosporaceae.